Messenger RNA from Dermatophagoides pteronyssinus (European house dust mite), 1031 nucleotides. RefSeq lists its product as uncharacterized. Gene Ontology annotation, biological process: protein O-linked glycosylation. Gene Ontology annotation, cellular component: Golgi membrane. NCBI's taxonomy places the organism in Eukaryota, Metazoa, Arthropoda, Arachnida, Sarcoptiformes, Pyroglyphidae. The record is from RefSeq and is a predicted model, not a curated record. Gene Ontology annotation, molecular function: hexosyltransferase activity.
AUCUUUAUAUUCGGAACAAAAUUUGAAUGAAAUUUUAAUCGAAAAAUUUCCCAUAAAUCAUCUAAUGAAUUUAAAUAAUUUUCAAUUUAUUAAAAAAAAUUCUAAUCGUUGCCAAAAUCUUUCUCAAUUAUCAUCAACCGAAUCGAAUAGUUUUUUAAAUCUAGUCAUUAUUAUUCAUUCGGCUGUACAGAAUUUUCAUCAUCGUCAAAUUAUUCGUGAAACUUGGGGAAAAAUCCAACCAAUUGAUUUCAAUGAUCAUAAUCAUCGACAACAAAAAGCCAAUAUUAUUUAUGUGUUCAUAUUAGGAGCUACAAAUUCAUCUCAACUACAGAAUCAUUUGAAUGAAGAAUUUGAAAAUUAUCAUGAUUUAGUUCAAUCAAAUUUUAUUGAUCAUUAUCAAAAUCUGACUUAUAAACAUGUUUCAAGUCUUCGUUGGGCAAUCGAAUAUUGUUAUCAUGUUGAUUUUAUUAUCAAAAUUGAUGAUGAUGCUUAUUUAAAUUUAUAUACUGUGAUAGAAUCAUUGAUAAAUUAUAAAAAUCAUUUAAUUACCGAUCGAAAUAUUUUACGUGCAAAAAAUCUACUUGCAUGUAGUGUAUUUCCUUCGAAUACAAAACCUAAACGUCAUGGAAAAUGGUCAUUAUCAUUGGAAUCAUAUCCCGAUAAAACAUUUCCAUCAUAUUGUUCAGGUGUUGGUUAUGUUAUAACACCGGAUUUAGCAUUUGAUUUAUUUGAAGCAGCACAAAAUGCUCAUACUUUUAUACCGUAUAUCAGUAUCGAUGAUGUUUAUAUAACAGGGUUAUUAAUGGAAACUUUACAGCCAUCAAUUCAACCAGUGCCAUUAAAUUCAUUAUAUGUUUAUAAUGUACAAAAACUUCGUAAUUGGUUACGAAAUUCGGAUGAUAUUGUUUGUCCAAAUCCAUAUUGGAUAGGUGAUAUUGGAAAUGAAUCGAAUCGUGAACAAUUAAUAAGAAAAUUAUGGCAAAAAACUAAAAUUGCAUGGCAAAAUUAUCAACAAAAUCGAUGUAAUUAGA